AUGUCUCGGACCGCAGUGCAAGGAGAGCCAAAUGAGACCACCUCAUUGGUGGAAAGCGCCCAACCUGCUGAUCCAAAAUACCUUCCCAAAGAUCAAAUUGAGUGGGAGUUUGGUGGACCAGCCGGUGCGUUAGGAAUGAUGAUCGGAUUCCCUCUUUUGAUGGUAUACAUGUGGCUUUCGGCUCGUUUUUACAAUGGAUUGCCUGCGUGGCCAACAGAGGAACAGACAUGGUCCGUUUUCGGCUUGGAGUUGUGGCAAUUAUUCGUCGAGAACGCCAUUCCAUCGCCAAUGGUAGUAUUGGUAUUCACCACAUUCUUCGUCGUCCAGGGUCUCUUUUAUUUGACUUUGCCUGGUAUCUGGAGUAAGGGUUUGCCAUUGGACCAUUUGAACGGCCGCCAAUUGCCAUACUACUGUAAUGCGGUGUGGUCUUUCUAUGUGACAAACGUCAUCUUGCUCGGCAUGCACUUCUACGGAAUUAAAUUGUACUACAUCUUGGACCAUUUUGGUGAGAUGAUGAUUACCGCCAUUGCCUACGGUUUCAUUUUCUCCAUUGGCUUGUACUUGUACACUCUCUAUGUCUCCAAGGAUUACCAUCGCAUGACUGGAAACCCCAUCUACGACUGUUUCAUGGGCGCACCAUUGAACCCACGUGUGGGCAAAUAUUUGGACAUCAAGAUGUUCUUCGAGGUCCGUCUUCCUUGGUACUUCCUUCAUUUCUUGGCCGUUGCAGCUGCUUUGAAGCAGUACGACACCUACGGCUACGUUUCUCCUCAGAUGGCAUUUGUGGUGUACGCCUUCUGGUUGUAUGCCAACGCUUGUUCCAAGGGUGAGGAGUUGAUCGUUCCAACCUGGGACAUGGCCUACGAGAAGUUCGGCUUCAUGCUUUGUUUCUGGAACAUCGCCGGUGUUCCUUUCACCUACUGUCACUGUACCUUGUUCUUGCUGUACCACGAUCCUCUGGAGUACCAAUGGUCUUGGCAAUACAACACCGCCUUGUUUGUGGUGUUGACCAUUGCCUACUACUUCUUUGACACUGGAAACAGACAAAAGAACAGUUUCCGUAGAGUUAUGGGCGGCAACAACACCAUCCGUAAAACGUUCCCAUACUUGCCAUACUCGGACUUGGUCAACCCGACCUACAUUAAGUGCAAGAACGGUUCUGUCUUGUUGACUGAUGGAUGGUACAAGUACGCGCGUAAGGCUCAUUACACCGCCGAUUACACUCAAGCGCUCACCUGGGGCCUUAUCUGUGGCUUCCAGUCGCCAUUUCCAUGGUUUUUCCCAGUAUUCUUCUUUAUUGUCUUGGUUCACAGAGCCUACAGAGACCAAAGAAAGUGUGCUCGUAAGUACGGUGAGGACUGGGACCGCUAUCUUGAGGCUUGUCCUUACAUGUUCAUUCCUUACGUUUGGUAA
This is a messenger RNA of Australozyma saopauloensis, 1413 nucleotides long. It is a transcript of the gene ERG4, whose product is annotated as delta(24(24(1)))-sterol reductase. The record is from RefSeq and is a predicted model, not a curated record. Gene Ontology annotation, cellular component: endoplasmic reticulum membrane. Gene Ontology annotation, biological process: ergosterol biosynthetic process. Gene Ontology annotation, molecular function: Delta24(24-1) sterol reductase activity. Bases 1 to 1413 code for a protein of 470 amino acids. NCBI's taxonomy places the organism in Eukaryota, Fungi, Ascomycota, Pichiomycetes, Serinales, Metschnikowiaceae. The transcript has a single exon.